This is a messenger RNA of Enterospora canceri, 429 nucleotides long. NCBI's taxonomy places the organism in Eukaryota, Fungi, Microsporidia, Enterocytozoonidae. The record is from the annotation of a GenBank genome assembly.
AUGUUUUACUGGAUUAUUGGAAUGGUAAGGUGCGCUAAUAGCAAAUUAGUGAUACCGGAUGCAACUGAUUUAUCCUAUGAAUCAACCAUUCUUUUAGAGAAUCAAACAACUGAAUACUACCACAGCAAACUGACAGUAGUAAAGAAUGAACUGACACACUCAUUAAAGAGAUUGAAUGAGAAGAAACAGGAAUUGAGUGAAUGUUAUGAAAUCAAUUGGAAUGAGGUGAACGAAUACCUGUUAAAGAUACAGGUUCAAAACAAUAAUCUUAAUGGUUUUAGAAAGAGAGUCUAUAGUAAUUACAAGGAAUCAAGUAUUGCUGAUCAAAGCUGUGAUUAUCCGAUUUAUUUGAUAUUCUUAGAAUGCAAUACGUUAUCACUGGAAUGCAUUCAAGUAUCUAAUGAAAUACGUAAUGAUAUCAUGAUAUAA